Messenger RNA from Cantharellus anzutake, 1192 nucleotides. RefSeq lists its product as uncharacterized. The coding region runs from base 372 to 977 and encodes 201 amino acids. The transcript is spliced from 3 exons. NCBI's taxonomy places the organism in Eukaryota, Fungi, Basidiomycota, Agaricomycetes, Cantharellales, Hydnaceae. The record is from RefSeq and is a predicted model, not a curated record.
AACUCCGAGUCGACUGUGGAAGUGCUAUUGGAUUCUAAACGCUUGGAUUUACGUGCCCAGCACCAAAUUUAAAUACCUUCAACGGCUGUUAGCAUUGUCGUCUACAGCUGAGUGAGGGUUCGGCAUUACAUGCAUGCAUCACGACACAGUCGUAGCUUAGACCGUUACGCCGUUGAUCGAAGGCAUUUGAUCGAAGGCAUUCCACAAGUCAGUUGAAUUGCGAAUGUCAAGAAGCCAAUUCAUUACUUGCCGCGCGGCCAACGUUAUCUUACCUGUUAUGUCCACAAUGCAGUUUGCACAUAUAUCUUGUGAGAGUUCUUGAGCGCUUUGCUGCCAAACGGUCCCUUCAACCCACCGCUGCACUUAGCACCAUGCGCAGAAAUCGUAAUUCCCACUGGCAUCGCGCUUCAAAGCCUUCGAACGAUCCGCCGCAGGCCUCCAUCCCAGGGCCCUCUGUUCCCAACUCCCAGAUCCCUCCCGAUCCGUCGCUCCCGCUAUCUUCACUCAUUACCGAAAUGAGAAUUGACAGUCCGCGUGCGAUGCCCCCAACACACUACAUCCAGAACAACAGCACAAGCGUCCGCACGCAUCAAGAACCCGCAGAUAUCGGAACAUCAGUCCCUGUGGGAUCCGCAUCUCGUAGCUCUGGCGAUCUAAAGAAAACAAUCGUCGCCAGCACCAAACUCCUUCUCCAAGCCGCAGCCACUGCUCUCAAGUUCACCCCCAUCAAAAAUCUUGACCAGAUCCCCAACACGCUUCUUGCUUGUAUCAGUAUAUAUGAGGACGUCAAGGGUAAUUCUGAGGAUCUCAAGCAGCUGUGCAUCGUAAUUCAGCAAACGCAAGCCUCGGUGCUGGAGCCCCUCCAAAAGUGGACUGGAGAAGUUCCUCCUGAGCUUGACAGCCUAGUGAAAGAAAUCCGGGUGUACGCAUCUGUUCGCCUUAGCCCUCUUGCUCGCACUCGCUCAUUUUCUCCGUAGGGCUUUGGAGGAACAGAUGGAGGAAAUUAAAGCGGCCCGAGAAAAAAGCAUUGUCAAGAGGACCCUUCUAGCGCGAGAGAUAGCUCGACAAAUAACUGGUAUGAAGAGCUACCUAAAUGAUGCUAUUAAUCGAUUCCAGGUCCGCACGCUUCAAGAUUGUUUGAGUAAUUCGGACCUGAUUAACCAUGUCCGUCAUAGCUAAGAAUAUCAACCUU